AGAAAAAGAAAAUAAUAAUUGGACUGGGGAGGUGAGCGCUCUAUUUCUCGGUUUCUUAUGCAACCAACUACGGCGGUGGCCGCUUCUUCUUCUUCUUCUUCAUUCUUCUUCUGGAAAUUUAUCUCUUGGAGGCUCUGCCUGAACCCUAAACCCUAAGACUUCCAUCUCUCUUCCUCUUUGUCAAUGCCUCUGAGUCAAAAUUCCUUAUCUUGCUUUCGGUCCUGUUGUGGGCGUGAGGUCUAAUUGUAAUUCUCAAAUGGGAGUGAAUGAAAGCUGAGAAGGGCGGGAAGCCAUACACGAAAAGAAAUGUUCGAAGGAGUUGUUAAUCAGGUCAUUUCGGGUUUUCUCGGUCGCUACUUCAGAGAUAUUCAGAGACACCAGCUCAAGUUCACCCUAUGGGAAGGGGCAUUGUUCUUGGAAAAUCUAGAGCUAAGUCUUGAAGCCUUUGAUUAUCUCCAGUUGCCUUUUGCUCUAAAGCAAGGGCGGGUUGGAAAGCUAAGCAUCAAAAUUCCUUGGAAAAAGCUUGGUUGGGACCCCAUCGAAAUUGUUUUAGAAAAUGUCUUUCUUUCUGCAUCCCAACGGGAUGAUCAAGAGUGGAGUUUGGAUGAAGUUGAAAGACGAGAGCUGGCUGGAAAAAAGGCCAAACUUGCUGCAGCAGAGCUGGCAAAACUAUCAAAACGUGUUUGUGAAAAUCAGGCUGGGCUUAUAUCAUAUAUUUCUGCAAAGGCUCUUGACAGCAUCCAAGUGUCAAUCAAAGAUUUUCAUAUCUUGUACCAUGACAAGCUGAGUGACUCGGCGUAUACUGUAUUCGGGUUAAAGUUGUCCAGCUUGAGGACAAUGAAGCAAAAUCCUUUUGGGUCAUCAGGUGGAAAAGGGGGCCAAGAUAAUAAAUAUGUGGAUAUUACGGGUUUGGAAUUUUAUUGUGGCACAUUUCAUGGAGCCAUGGAAUUGAUGACUAUGAACAAUGGUGGGGACUCUGAAUUGUGGCACGAUACAAGAUCGGACAGGGAAAGAUAUGACUCUAUAUUGUCACCUUGUGAUGUUUCCCUGUCACUUUCGGUCAACAGAUCGGGACAGCUUGAUAACAAUAAUCCACAGUACUCUAUCAACGCUGAGAUAACUGGCUUGGUGAUGUCUUUAAAUGAGGUUCAGUUGCAACAGAUUUUAAUUCUGUGGGAUUACCUAUGCACAUCUGAAUUGAGAAAUAAGUAUUGGCGGUAUCGUCCAUGGUGUAGGUUGUUAUCCAAAAAAAUGAAGGGCUGGCAAAGACUGUGGUGGCGUUAUGCGCAAGAAUCUAUCCUAUCAGAUGUGCGUAAGAGAUUAAGAAAAUCCUCGUGGAGAUACUUCGGACAGAGACUAAGUUCUUGCCGGAAGUAUGUUAACCUAUAUAAAACUAAGCUGGAUUUUCUUCGCCAUUAUCAGCCAAUUGACGAAAGUACUCAAUGGGAAUUGGAGCAAAUGGAGAAAGAAUUAGACAUAGAUGAUAUUUUAAGUUACAGGUCUACUGCUGAAUGUGAGCUGCAGGAAUUUUUGUCGAACUCUUCAACUUCACACACAAUUGAAAAUGUUGCCAGUAUUUCUGUGGAGAGGAUGCCUAAUGAUGAGCGUUCAGCGGGCAAAUCCCGUGGAUGGCUGAACUGGCUAUCCCGUGGCAUGCUUGGUGCUGGAGGAACAGAUGAUUCGGGUCAAUUUUCUGGUGUUGUUUCUGAUGAAGUUAUUAAGGAUAUAUAUGAGGCCACAGAGUUCAAUCCUCCGGUUUUAUCUAAUCGGGAUGCUCCGACAGACAAGAUCAGUAUAUGUGCACUCCAGUUCAGCAUUCAUCAAAUUUCUGCAACGCUGAGAAACAUGAAGUAUGGCCAGGAAAUUGCUGAGUUGAUGUUGAAUGGGGUGAUUGUAGAGUGUAAGUUUUGGGAAGAAUCUGCUACCAUUGUCACCACUGUCAACUCAGGGCAGAUGGUUUAUCCUUGUAGCAAGAAAGUCAUUCUGCAUAUGAGAAGGCCUAUUAUUGAGAAGAAACUAUUGGACAAUGUGCAUCCUUCCUGUAAAUUGCAAGUGGAUGUGUCACCAAACCUUGAGGUUGAAUUGUCCAUUAAGGGCACGCUUCAACCACUGGAAGUUACUAUUGAUGCAGAAUUUUUCCUAAAUCUGAUUGAUUUUUUUGGAGUUUUGAAGUCCUUUGAAGGUCAGCAUGGAAGGGUCCUCUUGUCGCUGAAUGGGAUUGAAAAUGUCAAUGGUCGACUGUUGUCAAAAGCUGAAUACCUUUUAUCCCAUCUUAGGAAAGUGUUGUGGGAUGUUAGUAUCUUCAAUAUUAUCAUAAAUGUUCCUUGGAGAGAUGCAAUAUCUGAGCAGCAUAACUUGGUAUUUGAAGCAGGCUCUCUUAUGUUUAGGACUAAAUGUGAUAUGGGGUCUAAUCCAUCAGAUAAUGAACAAGCAUAUGCUCUGAAUAACUUAUUAACUUCCGUUUCUGAGUGUAAAGUUCCUCUAAGCUUCCUACUUCAAGAUCUAUACGAUCACUUUGAGGUCAAGUUAAAUGAUUUCGAGAUGAAGAUAACUAUGCCUUCUCAUACUUUUCCAAUCUCUAUCUUGGAGAAACUCAGUGCUUCUAUCUCCUUGGCACGUUGCUUGAUCCAAGAUGAAUCUGUGUUGAAACAGUUGGAGGUUUAUAUCAAUGUAUCAUCACUUAAUGCUCAUUUCUCCCCAUCCAUAUAUGCUGCAAUUCUGGGAUUAAUUGCUUACCUAGGUGCUCUGCAAUCAAGCUCUGAAUCUGUAUCCUUGGAAACUAUUGAUUCAUUUAAUGUCGCAUCAAAGGGAUUGAGGAGUCCUGCUGCAUCAAAGGGAUCGAGGAGUCCUGUUUUCGGUUUCUCUACCAAUGUCAAACUGGAGACAGUCAGCUGUCGUGUAGAACUUGAAAAUGAGAAAGAAAACAGUUCAUCCAUCAUGCUUGUGUUCCAACAAUUGUAUAUCAGCUAUGCUCUUGCAGAACUUGAGAAGUUCUGGAUCUGUAUGGAAGCAUUGAGGAUCACCACUUCUCCCUUGACUGGUGAAAGUGAUAGCCAUAUUCUUCAUUCAAAUGGGAAUCAAUCUUCUACAAGUGCCUUACAUCAACAUGGUAUUGGGUUGAGCAACCGUAGUGAUGAUUUUGCCAAAAACAUUUUAAAUACUGAAUCAUGCUUUAUUUUACAGUAUGAGUCUCUUAGGAAGGAGUCAGUUCAUAAAAAAUGUAGAAUAUGCUUGAAUAAUGCUGAUGUACACUGCUACCCAAAUGUAAUCAGGCUUCUGAUUAGAUUUUUUGAUAAGCUAUCUACCUAUGGUGCAUCUGAUCAUGGUAACCUGCCCUCUAGCUCAUCCGUGGAUGCUGGGAAUCCAGAAAAGGUUAAUGGUUUUGGGUUUGAAAGGUUUGGUUUCUCGAACUUCAUUGAAACUGGGUCCUCUGAGCAUGCAAGCAUACCUUUAGAUCAUUUUCCUUUUGUUACGAUAUGCAAUUCUGGUUCCCUUGGUAGCCUUGAAAGUUCUUUGCUUUAUGCCAGUCAUGAGUGGAGAAAAUAUUUCUGUUUAAGGGAAGGCGGAAUCUGCUGUCCACAAUCCAAUACAAAGAAGGUAUCUGAAAAUUUUCAAGCCACACCAUUAGAGUCCACAUCUGUUGUUGAAGCAUCUGAUGUGGAUGGGAGUUCUGCUGAUACCAGUAGUCUGUUUGCCAUUGAUAUAACUCUCUCUGAAAUCAGAGUGCAUUUUCAUGAUUCUUCAUGCAUCAUUGGGAUGAUUACCUUGCCUACAUCUAAGUCAUCUGUACUCAUUUCUGAAAAUUGCUUCGAUAUAUUGUGUUCUACAGAGGGAUUAGUUCUCACGUCAUCAUGGUACCCACAGAACUUACGUCAGUUUCUGUGGGGGCCCUCACUUCCCAGUUUAUCUCCUAUUUUAAAUGUACGAGUGAGGAAAGAAAAAUGUGGGCCUUUGAGUUCUCGUAUUGAAGUAAGCUUCAGCGUUCAGCAUGUAUAUUGCAUUUUACCUCCUGAGUAUCUGGCAGUACUAAUUGGUUACUUUUCGUUGCCUGAUUGGAGUUCAGAUUCAAAUGAGCAGCCUGUCAUUGUAGGGCAUGAAUAUACUGAAACUGAAAAUGAGUGUUCCCUUGUAUAUAAGAUUGAGAUACUGGACUCUACUUUGAUUUUGCCCAUGAAAAGCAAUGAGGGUCAUUUUCUAAAGACUGAACUUCAGCAGUUGUAUUGUAGUUUUAUUGAUAGCAGCAGUUUAAAUAAUGUAUUGAAGGAUAUUCCUCCUGAAUGUUGGGUUCCUGCACAUAAACUUUCUGAAAGAAAUCACUGUUUAAAUUUAUUUGGACGAGACUUGUUCCUGUCAUUCCUUUCUUUAAAGGAUGAUGGACACAGUUACUUAAAGUUUGAUCAAGAUAUUGAGCAUGUAGAUAUUCCAUUAGUUGCGCCCCUAUGUGCUGAUGUUUGGGUGAAGAUACCAUGUGAAAAUGAAUCCUCAAGUUCUCCCUCAACCAUCUGUGUCAUGACGAGGAUUAAAAACUGUCAACUUAUGGCUGAGGAUGCUCAAUUCUUUCAUGGAUUUGAGGGACUGCUUGAUGCCAUAAAUCAAUUUUCUGAAGUUUCUGAUGUAUCUAAAUGUUUCAAAUCUGAUGUUCCGCAGUUUCUUCAGUUAAAGAGGACUUUAGAACAGAAUAAUGCAGUUUCACCUGUCGUUUCAAGCAUUACAUUUACAGAAGUCAGAUGCUAUUGCGAUUCUUUGUCGAUGCAGUUAAAUCGCUUUGGAAAAGACUUAAAAGAACCUAUUGCUAAGGCGGAAAUGCAAUUUAUGUGUUCUGCAUCAUUGAGAAAUGACGAUCUCUUAAAUGUAGUGAUUAGUUUUUCCUCGCUAGCUUUAUAUUCAUUACCUGAUUCUGUCGUAUUAGCAAGAUUCAAAUCCAUGUGUUCAACCUCAGCAGUUCUUGAUUUUUCUCUUUCGAAAGAAACUCAUGGUGAAAUGGAGCUACUGGUUUCUUUGCCUUCUGUGGAUGUGUGGUUAUAUUUGUCUUACUGGACUGACGUAAUUGACUGUUUGAAAUCUUAUCCUGGACAAUUAUCCAUAAAUGAGCCUGACAAUUUAAAGCAGGAUGCUGAUGUUCUGUUUGUGAAGUCAGAAAAUAUUUGUGUUACAUGUCACUUUCCUGUCUGGAUUGGUGAUGAUGGUUGGGAGGAAUAUCAGGUAGAUGAAGGUCAUGGAGAGGGCCAUCCAAAUUAUUCAUCUCGCACGAUUAACAGAAAAAACUUUAGAUGCCCUGCAGUUACUGUGUGCAGUAAAAGUAGUGAACUUUUGGUUGAUGGAAGAAAUGUGAAAGUGAAGUCCGACAUGGAAAAACUGAGUGGCAUGGUAUUGCUGAGCGAGGAAAGUGGUCAAUCAUGGCCUCUUUUCCAGAUUUGCCAAGUUUUUGUGGAAGCUCAGAUUAAUAAUAACCAGGUGGAGCUUGCGCAUGUUGAAGUAGAUGUUCAAUGUGAUCAUUUAGAUGUAUGGAUUUCACAUAGGAUGCUCUACUUUUGGCACGGCGUACCAUUCAAUGUCGGUGAAGGAAGGCCUUCUCAAUUUUCUUAUGGAGGACUUGAUUUUAAAGUUCAACUUAGGAAGAUUUCAUUUCUGCUAAGUGAUGGAAGGUGGAGUUGUAGUGGACCGCUGUUUCAAAUUCUUAUGGGGAACAUCUUUUUGCAUGCUAAUGUGAAUCAAAACAACCUCAAAGGUUCAGUCAAUGGUGACCUUCAAGUGAACUACAAUAACAUUCACAAGGUCUUCUGGGAACCUUUUAUUGAGCCUUGGAAGUUUGAGGUUGAUGUGAUUCGAAAGCAAGAAAUGAGUCUCAACAGCUCCAUUUUGACAGAUAUCAAUAUCAAAUCAACUGCGCACCUUAAUCUGAACUUCACUGAAUCCCUUAUAGAGUGUGUGUUCAGGACAUUUGAGAUGAUUAAGGAUGCUUGGGUUCUAAUAGGUCCAAAUGAUCUUCCUGAGAGCCAGAAGUUAUUAAAUUCUCCUUAUUCUGAAUAUACGUAUGCAGGAAAAUACGCUCCUUAUGUACUUCAAAAUUUGACAUCUCUACCUCUAUUAUAUGACGUUUACCGAGGCCCAAUUAAUCCUGAUGAUUUUGGUGUCUCGGAAAUGAAGAACAGAAAAUAUGUGCAACCAGGUUCUUCUAUUCCAAUCUAUAUCAACGAUACUCCCGAGGAACAACUUAUUAAUGUUAAGCCAGCUCACUUUUCUGAGAGGCUUUUUGAGCAGAAGGCAAAUGGGGUUGCUCAUCAGUAUAUUACCAUUCAAUUUGAUGGAACAUCAGUAUCUUCUGAUCCUAUCUCAAUGGAUCUUGUAGGACUUACCUACUUUGAGGUUGAUUUUUCAAUGGCAUACGACAACAAUAGGGGAAAUAAUAGAACAAAUGCCAUUGGCGGUUUUGUUGUUCCUGUUGUGUUAGAUGUUUCGGUGCAGCGUUACACCAAGUUAAUACGACUGUACUCGACGGUUUUACUUUCAAAUGCAACUUCAAUGCCACUGGAGCUGCGAUUUGAUAUUCCAUUCGGUGUGUCCCCAAUGAUCCUAGACCCAAUAUACCCUGGUCAAGAGUUACCACUGCCUCUCCAUUUGGCUGAGGCUGGUAGGAUUAGGUGGCGUCCAAUUGGAGAUUCUUAUCUCUGGAGUGAAGUUUAUAACCUCUCCAACCUGCUUUCACAGGAAAGUAAAAUUGGAUUUCUUAAGUCCUUUGUCUGCUAUCCCGCUCAUCCAAAUAGUGAUCCCUUUCGAUGUUGCAUUUCGGUUCGAAAUAUCAGCUUACCUUCAUCUGUUAGGUCAAGGAAGACCUUUUCUCCGCAUCUGAAAAGUACUUUAAAGCAACCGGUUGUAGGUGGUCAAAUAUCACAAAAGUUAGAGGAGUCAAAGAAGCAAUUUGUUCACCAACUGACUCUCAGUAUCCCUUUAGUAGUGAAUAACUACCUUCCCAAGGAAGUGACAUUGACGAUAGAAAGCGGUGGCAUUACUCGGACUGCAUUUCUUUCAGAGGUGGAAACUUCCUUUCAUAAUGUUGAUCCUUCGCAUCACCUGAAAUUGGAGAUCCUUUUGCAUGGCUUCAAGCCAGCAGUUUUGAAUUUCCCACGUAAUGAUACAUUCUGUAAGAUGGCUAAGUUUGCUGGAGUGAAGUUUUCACUCUCUGAAAUUGUGGCCUUUUAUGCAGACUCAUCAAACGGUCCUAUAUAUGUUACCGUGGAAAAGGUGUUGGAUGCAUUUUCUGGUGCCAGGGAACUUUUUAUCUUUGUUCCCUUUCUGCUGUAUAAUUGCACUGGUUUUCCUCUCGUCAUUUCAGAAGCUUCCAGUGAAAUGAAAGGAGUAAGCUGCUCUGUUCCGUCUUGUUAUGAUAUGGCUGAACAAGAACUGCUUCAGGGCAAAAAAGAUGGUCUCAGUCUGGUAUCAUCUAGCCAUCAUCUGCAUGCUACAGAUUCACAUGGUCUGGGGAGUUCCUUGUCAAGAAGUCACAUUGUCUCAGUUAGAGAGAAUGCUAAUCCACACAAAGAAAUAUUUCUUAGCAAACCUUUGAAUCCAUCGAAGUCUCAAGAAAAUUUUCAAGAGCUUUCAAGCAAAAGCGAUUUAGACCGUCAGAAUUCUCUUUUAAAUAGUUCACAGAACCAAUCGAGUUCAAGCUGUCAGUUGACCUUAAAAGAUUCCAACUUUAAUGGUUAUGAGCGUGGAAGAGCUAGGGCAUGCAUGUUCUCUCCUAACCCCAUUUCUUCUGCUAGUGAAGUUACGGUUAGAGCGAGCAGGUGUCUGCCUGAAUAUCUAACAGAAAAUAUGCCAAAUUAUCUAUGGUCAAGUCCAUUUUCCCUUGUUCCACCUAGUGGUUCUACUACUGUCCUUGUUCCUCAACCAUCAUCAAAUGCCGCAUUCAUGUUGUCUGUAACUUCUAGUGCAGUCGCUGCCCCAUUUGCUGGGAGGACAAGUGCCAUUACUUUCCAGCCCAGGUACAUUAUCAGCAAUGCAUGCAGCAAGGACGUGUGUUAUAAGCAGAAAGGAACUGAUUUUAUUUUUCAUUUGGGCAUAGGAGAACAUUCUCAUCUUCACUGGAUGGAUACAGCCAUGGAGUUACUGGUUUCCAUUCGUUACAAUGAACCUGGAUGGCAAUGGUCAGGUGGCUUCUUGCCAGAUCAUCUUGGAGAUACGCAAGUGAAAAUGCGGAAUUAUCUUUCUGGUUCAUUAAAUAUGAUACGUGUUGAAGUGCAGAAUGCUGACGUCUCCAUGGGAGAUGAAAAGAUUGUUGGAAACUUCCAUGGAAAUUCUGGCACAAAUUUGAUUCUCAUAUCAAAUGAUGAGACUGGGUAUAUGCCCUACAGAAUUGAUAAUUUUUCAAACGAGAGGCUAAGGAUCUACCAGCAGAGGUGUGAAACUGUUGAAACUACUGUUCACUCUUACACAUCUUGCCCUUAUGCCUGGGAUGAACCAUGCUAUCCACAUCGUCUCACUGUGGAGGUACCUGGAAAGCGUGUUUUGGGGUCAUACGCUCUUGAUGAUGUAAAAGAGUACAGUCCAGUGCAAUUGCCAUCAUCUUCUGAGAAACCUGAGCGAACAUUGCAUUUAUCCAUCCAUGCCGAGGGAGCAACGAAGGUCCUCCAUGUUAUUGACUCAAGUUACCAUAUUUUAAAUGACAUGAAGAAGACAAGUGUCCCUCGCUUAAGAGAGAAAAGGAAUGAUGAACAGAAACAGGACAAGUGUAUAGGUUUCAUGGAAAGAAUUUCAGUUGUUAUUCAACACAUUGGUAUCUCCAUGAUCAAUAUUCAUCCACAGGAAUUGCUUUUUGCUUGUGCAAAGAACAUUACAAUUGAUCUCGUACAGAGUUUGGAUCAACAAAAACUCUCCUUUCAAAUGACAUCAUUGCAAAUUGAUAACCAGCUGCGAUCUUCCCCAUAUCCUGUUAUUUUGUCUUUUGAUCGUGAUUACAAAAGCAAUCCCAUUGGCCAUGUGAAUAAGGAUGAUGUCACGAAACAAAGAAGUGAAAGAAUGCUGCAAAGGACUUCUCACAGCUCUUUCGAACCUGUAUUCUACCUUGCUGUAUCAAAGUGGAGGAAGAAAGAUGUCUCAUUGGUUUCAUUUGAAUAUAUAAGCUUAAGAGUUGCUGAUUUCUGUCUUGAGCUUGAGCAAGAAUUGAUAUUAAGCCUCUUUGGCUUCAUCAAAAAUGUAUCUUCAAGGUUCCAGAGUAGAGUCUUGCCAUUAUCAGAUCCAUUCUUGGGCUCUCAUAUUAAGGAUACAGGUUUAAUGGAUUCCUAUGCAACAGAGAACCAACUUCACUUAAUGACUGUUCCCGUUUUUAAUGAAAGCCACAAACCCAGACUCUCACUACCUUUAAUAGUUCCAAUUGGAGCUCCAUGGCAGCAAAUUUACCUUUUGGCUAGAAGACAGAAAAAGAUCUAUGUUGAAGUGUUUGAUUUGUGCCCCAUCAACUUGACCUUAAGCUUUUCCAGUGCUCCAUGGAUGCAUAAAAAUGGGAUUCUUACCGCCGGAGAAUCUGUUAUCCAUAGAGGUCUUAUGGCUCUUGCUGAUGUUGAGGGUGCACGAAUCCAUCUCAAGCAGUUGACAAUUGCACAUCAAAUUGCUAGCUUGGAGUCUCUUCAAGAGAUCCUUGUAAGGCAUUAUACACGGCAACUUCUUCAUGAGAUGUAUAAGGUGUUUGGUUCUGCUGGUGUUAUAGGCAAUCCCAUGGGAUUUGCAAGGAGUAUGGGGCUUGGCAUUAGAGAUUUCUUGUCAGUGCCUGCCCGGAGCAUUUUUCUGAGCCCCACUGGACUUAUUACUGGCAUGGCACAAGGCACCACUAGUCUUUUAAGUAAUACUGUCUACGCUAUAAGUGAUGCUGCCACACAGUUCAGCAAAGCUGCACACAAGGGCAUUGUAGCAUUUACAUUUGAUGACCAGGCUGUUUCAGGAGUGGAACAGCAGCAGAUUGGUAUAGCAACUCACUCUAAGGGUGUGAUAAAUGGGGUGUUUGAGGGACUCACAGGUCUUCUUCAAUCACCAAUUAAAGGAGCUGAGAGACAUGGUCUUCCUGGUGUCCUGUCAGGCAUAGCUUUAGGUAUUACAGGACUUGUGGCUAAACCAGCUGCUAGUAUUCUUGAAGUUACUGGAAAAACUGCACAGAGUAUCAGAAACCGGAGUAGGUUCUAUCAAAUGGGACAACAGCGCUUUAGGGUCCGUCUUCCAAGGCCUCUAAUCAGGGAACUUCCCUUAAGACCUUACACUUGGGAAGAAGCUGUUGGAGCAUCAGCACUUGUAGAGGCGGAUGAUAGUUUUAGGCUCAAGGAUGAGAUUUUGGUCAUGUGCAAGGAACUAAGACAAGCUGGUAAAUUUGUCAUCAUUACACAGAGGCUUGUAUUAAUUAUAAGCUGCUCAAGUCUGGUGGACUUAGGUAAGCCCGAAUUUCGAGGUGUUCCUGCUGACCUGGAGUGGGUAAUUGAAUCUGAAAUUCGUUUGGAGAGUGUUAUACAUGCUGACUGCGAUCAAGGAGUAGUACAUAUAGUUGGAAGCAGUUCAAAUAUUCCUUUGCGGCAAAACCAGCAAGCUAAAAGAAGCAGUGGAACGGGAGCAGUGCGUUGGAACAAUCCUACUGUUCCUCUCAUUCAGACAAACUUGGAAUUGGCGCACCAAGAAGAAGCAGAAAACUUGUUACAGAUUUUGUUGUCUACGAUUGAAUUGGGAAAGGAGCAAGGGUGGGGUUGUAGGUAUCUUCUGCAUCGAAGUAACAUCAAAUAAGUCGGGCAGAGCAUAAUUAUACACUUGUUUGAAGGAUUGAAUUUCUCACAAUGCUAGCAGGCCGGAGGACUUGUUACAGAUCUUGUGAUGUUUUACAAUGGAGUAAUGUCAACUAGGUCUAAAGUCGAGCUUCUUUAUCACAGUUUGAAGGAUUGAAUUUUGUAGGAAGCGUGGUGAAGGGAGUGAGAAAUGAGUCACUUGUAUGAUUUUUAUUUUAUUUUAUGAACUCCCCCGAUAGGAAAGCAGCAUUAAGAAUGCCAGCCAGAGACCUUUCCCCUUGUUAUGUCUUACACAAUGUAGACU
Messenger RNA from Prunus avium (sweet cherry), 11064 nucleotides. Its product is annotated as vacuolar protein sorting-associated protein, putative (DUF1162). NCBI's taxonomy places the organism in Eukaryota, Viridiplantae, Streptophyta, Magnoliopsida, Rosales, Rosaceae. Gene Ontology annotation, biological process: protein targeting to vacuole; protein retention in Golgi apparatus. The record is from RefSeq and is a predicted model, not a curated record.